ACACGUAAUUCAGAAGGUGAGUAAACAGUUCAUGCUAAAUGUGCUUUAUUGAAUGAAAUCAUACGCUGUAUUGUGAACAAUGGAGUUAACACUUACAAGAAUUUCAGUCAUAAUUGCAAUUGGUGCUCUGUUUGCGUACAAAUAUAUCGCAAAGAACACUAAACUAACAGUGGAAAAUGUGAACUCCACUUACGACUAUAUCAUAAUCGGCGCUGGUUCGGCUGGAUGCGUCCUAGCAGCACGAUUAUCGGAAGACCCUAACAAUAGGGUGUUGCUUCUCGAAGCCGGUGGGGAAGAGACGGACAAUGCCAAUAUUUCAAUACCAGCGGCCGCAUUGUCUGUCUGGAAUACAUCAUCGGAUUGGGUUUAUAGCACUACGCAACAGAGAAACUCAGGAUUUGCACAAAUUGGAGACGAAAACCGUCAUUACUGGCCAAGAGGCAAAGGAAUCGGUGGAUCGAAUAAUUUAAAUAUCAUGCAGUACGUCCGGGGAAGCCGGUACGAUUAUGAUGAAUGGGAAGACCAAGGGUGUGAUGGAUGGGGAUAUGACGAUGUCCUUCCAUGCUUCCUGAAAUCUGAAGACAUUCGAAUUGACGAUCUCAAAAAUUCCCGAUUUCACAAUUCUGGGGGACCUCUAGCUGUUAUAAAAGAUACUGUUUUUCCCAUUUGGAAGCGUUUUGUAGAUGGAGGAAAGGAGCUGGGUUAUGAUGAAGUAGACUACAAUGGGGCAGAACAGAUCGGGUUUGGGCGCAGCCAGGUAAAUGUGAGAGACGGAGCUCGCGGCAGCACGGCGGCCCAGUUUUUGAGACCAUCGAUGGGUCGAUCAAAUCUGCAUGUAGUUGUAAAUGCCCAUGUUACAACAGUUGUAAUUGACAACAAGGUAGCAACCGGUGUUGCAUUUAUUAAGGACAACCGAAAGCAGAUUGUUUCUGCGGGUAGGGAAGUCAUUCUUUCGGCGGGAGCUAUUGGUUCGCCUCAAAUACUGAUGUUGUCGGGCAUCGGACCGGGACAAAAUUUGAACAGUUUUAAUAUUCCAGUUGUCGUUGACUUGCCUGUUGGACAAAACAUGGAGGAUCAUAUCUGCUCCUUUAUUCCCGGAACAAUGAAUACAUCAGAAGGAUUUACUGGUCCUAAAGUGGAGUCCCUUUCAUCCGUUGGUCGGUAUCUCAUGUUUGGGACCGGUCCAUUGUCUACGACGGGACUUGUAGGGACGGCUUUUAUUAAGUCCUCGAAAUGUAAAACUAAGUAUCCUGACAUUCAAUUUCACCUCCUUGCAACACUAUUUAUUCAGGAAUUGGCAAAAUAUUCACAGAAAUAUACUAAAGGAUUGUUUCCUGAUGAGUGGAUUGAUGGCUUUGCUCUCUCUACAAUAUUACUUCAUCCAAAGAGUAAAGGUUUUAUGGAAUUAAAAAGCAACGAUCCGUUCGAUUACCCGAUUAUCGAACCGAAUUAUUUUGAACAGGAGGAAGACAUGCAUAUGAUGAUAGAAAGCAUGCGAAAAGGUUUAGAGUUAUUGAACACUCAAUCAUUUCGCGAAAUUGGGACUCAAGUCGAUAGAUUGAAGGUUCCAGUUUGCAGUCAUACCACAUACCUGUCCGAUGAGCAUUUAAAGUGUUUAAUACUACACUUUGCUGCUACAGUUUAUCAUCCGACCUCAACGUGCAGAAUGGGAUCACUGAAUGACUCAAACACUGUCGUCGAUACCGAAUUACGUGUUAAAGGGAUCAAAAAUCUACGCGUUGUGGAUGCUUCGGUUAUGCCCCAUGUAACAUCCGGCAACACAAAUGCCCCGACUAUUAUGAUUGCGGAGAAGGCUGCAGAUAUGAUCAGAGGAAUUGACAGUGUGGCAAAAGUACGGAACAAGUUGAAACAAACUGCAUAAUUCAUUUUGAAAAAGUUUCAAUAUCAUGUAUGUAUAGUUAAUUUUAAAAUGAGUCUACUUGCAUCGUAUGUAUGUUUUCAUCAAUGUAAAAUAUAUG
Mya arenaria is the source of this 1979-nucleotide messenger RNA. RefSeq names its product alcohol dehydrogenase [acceptor]-like. Gene Ontology annotation, molecular function: oxidoreductase activity, acting on CH-OH group of donors; flavin adenine dinucleotide binding. The record is from RefSeq and is a predicted model, not a curated record. The transcript has 2 exons. The coding region runs from base 80 to 1882 and encodes 600 amino acids. NCBI's taxonomy places the organism in Eukaryota, Metazoa, Mollusca, Bivalvia, Myida, Myidae.